AUGUGGGAUGACCACGGUGCAAGAUAUCCGGUGACGGUCCUUCAGUUGGAGAACUGCCAAGUCACCGCGAACAUCAAGACGGCGCGUAAGGACCACUCGGAAUAUCACGCGGUUCAAGUCGCUGCGACAGAUAGACCAGCGAAGACUGCUACUGCGCAGAUGCUUGGUCACUACAGGAAAGCUGGAGUUCAUCCUAAACGAGUUGUGAAGGAAUUUUCAGUGACUCCUGACGCACAUGUACCUGUCGGUACAACUCUUUCUGCGAUACAUUUUGUUCCAGGGCAGUAUGUCGAUGUCAUUGCAAACUCUAUUGGUAAGGGGUUCCAAGGAACGAUGAAGAGGUGGAACUUCAAGGGUCUCCGGGCAAGUCAUGGUGUGUCUAUAUCACACCGUUCAGCCGGAGCUAUUGGCGCACAUCAAGACCCUGGUCGUGUAUGGCCAGGGAAGAAGAUGGCCGGUCGACUUGGAGGUGAACGUACAACGACUCAGAAUCUCGCCGUCGUGCGUGUCGACAGCACUCUGGACCUCAUUUUCGUACGUGGUUGCGUACCAGGAUUUGACAACGCACAUGUCAUGAUACGAGAUGCGAAGAAGAAGAUGACCCGCGAUGCGCACGUCAACUAUAUGAAGGCUAUAACUGACAAGGUGCUCCCCAAAGGAGUGAACGACUUGCCGUUCCCAGCAGGGACACAAGAGAUGGCAAGGGUACUGCCUCCCGUCAUUGCUGCUCCGACGCAUCGUAGGAGUCCUUUCCUUCCUAGAACAUAA
Messenger RNA from Sparassis crispa, 768 nucleotides. RefSeq names its product 54S ribosomal protein L9, mitochondrial. The coding region runs from base 1 to 768 and encodes 255 amino acids. Lineage: Eukaryota; Fungi; Basidiomycota; Agaricomycetes; Polyporales; Sparassidaceae. The transcript has 5 exons. Gene Ontology annotation, biological process: translation. Gene Ontology annotation, cellular component: ribosome; mitochondrial large ribosomal subunit. The record is from RefSeq and is a predicted model, not a curated record. Gene Ontology annotation, molecular function: structural constituent of ribosome.